Molecule: messenger RNA, 150 nt
Organism: Trichobilharzia szidati
Lineage: Eukaryota; Metazoa; Platyhelminthes; Trematoda; Strigeidida; Schistosomatidae
Source: the annotation of a GenBank genome assembly
GCAAAAACAUUUACCAGAUAAAACAUUUUCAAUGGAAGCAACUAAAUUGACUGCUAUUUUCCAAUCACUUAAAUCCAAUGGUAGUGAUCCAGGCUACGUAAUAGUAUUUCCUGCGUUCGGAGUACAUGUCUCAGUUGCAUUGGUAUUAAU